This is a messenger RNA of Histoplasma capsulatum G186AR, 2152 nucleotides long. RefSeq names its product pre-mRNA-splicing factor CLF1. Gene Ontology annotation, cellular component: post-mRNA release spliceosomal complex; Prp19 complex; U2-type catalytic step 2 spliceosome. The record is from RefSeq and is a predicted model, not a curated record. The coding region runs from base 1 to 1923 and encodes 640 amino acids. Gene Ontology annotation, biological process: mRNA splicing, via spliceosome; spliceosomal complex assembly. The transcript is spliced from 3 exons. NCBI's taxonomy places the organism in Eukaryota, Fungi, Ascomycota, Eurotiomycetes, Onygenales, Ajellomycetaceae. Gene Ontology annotation, molecular function: protein binding.
AUGGAGGCUUCAAGAGGACCUCCGCGGGUCAAAAACAAGGCGCCGGCUCCACAGCAGAUAUCUGCUGAGCAGCUCCUCCGUGAAGCUGUUGACCGUCAAGAACCCGCGCUCCAAGCCCCUACACAGCGGUUCGCCGAUCUUGAAGAGCUCCAUGAAUACCAAGGCCGGAAACGCAAAGAAUUUGAGGACUACGUGCGGCGGAACCGCAUUAGCAUGAACAACUGGAUGCGAUAUGCACAAUGGGAAUUGGAACAGAAGGAAUUCCGCCGUGCGAGGUCGGUGUUCGAGAGGGCAUUGGACGUUGACCCUACAUCUGUGGUAUUAUGGAUUCGCUAUAUUGAAGCAGAGAUAAAGACAAGGAAUAUCAAUCAUGCGCGGAACCUGCUUGACCGCGCUGUGACGAUUCUUCCCCGUGUGGAUAAACUGUGGUAUAAAUAUCGAUAUAACGAAUUCGAUCGGGUGCGGGCUAUUUUUGAGCGCUUUACUGUUGUCCACCCGGAGCCGAAAAAUUGGAUUAAAUGGGCACGGUUUGAGGAAGAGUAUGGGACAAGUGACUUGGUGAGGGAGGUCUAUGGACUUGCUAUCGAGACUCUUGGUGAAGAUUUCAUGGAUGAAAAGCUCUUUAUUGCGUAUGCUCGAUAUGAAGCCAAGCUAAAGGAAUUUGAACGAGCCAGGGCAAUAUAUAAAUAUGCGCUUGACAGAUUACCGCGUUCGAAAUCUAUUGCUCUACACAAAGCCUACACUACCUUCGAGAAACAGUUCGGUGACCGGGAGGGUGUUGAGGAUGUCAUCCUUUCAAAACGGAGGGUCCAAUACGAAGAACAGGUCAAGGAGAACCCGAAAAACUAUGAUAUCUGGUUUGACUUUGUCAGGUUGGAGGAGUCUUCUGGAGAUGUGGACCGCGUGCGGGAUGUCUAUGAGCGGGCAAUUGCACAGAUUCCUCCUUCGCAAGAGAAGCGACACUGGCGUCGAUAUAUCUACCUAUGGAUAUUUUACGCUCUCUGGGAAGAACUUGAAACCAAGGACAUGGAUCGCGCUCGCCAAAUUUACCAAGAAUGCAUAAAAUUGAUCCCUCACAAGAAAUUCACGUUUGCUAAGAUCUGGUUGAUGAAGGCUCAGUUUGAAAUUCGACAAAUGGAUCUUCAGACGGCCAGAAAGACCCUUGGUCAUGCGAUUGGUGCAUGUCCAAAAGACAAGCUAUUCAAGGGCUAUAUCGACAUCGAGCGACAACUUUUCGAGUUUGUUCGAUGUAGGAAAUUAUUUGAGAAGCAAAUCAAAUGGAACCCUGCAAACUGCCAAGCGUGGAUCAAAUUUGCAGAACUGGAGCGGGGAUUAGAUGAUAUUGACCGAGCACGUGCUAUAUACGAGUUGGGCAUUUCCCAGCCUGUCCUAGACAUGCCUGAGCUUCUAUGGAAGUCAUAUAUCGAUUUUGAAGAGUACGAGGGUGAGUAUAAUAGAACUAGGAUGUUGUACGAACGCUUGCUCGAGAAAACGGAUCACGUCAAAGUCUGGAUCAAUUACGCACGAUUCGAAAUUAACAUACCUGAAGGGGAUGAGGAAGAGGAGGAGGAGGAAGAGAGACCUGUUAGCGAAGAGGCUAAGCGCCGUGCUCGAAAGGUCUUUGAGCGCGCGCAUAAUGUGUUUAAAGAGAAGGAGAUGAAAGAAGAGCGAGUCGCUCUCCUCAAUGCGUGGAAAUCCUUCGAGCAGACACACGGGUCGCCGGAUGACAUCGCCAGGAUCGAAAAGCAAAUGCCCAGCAAGGUCAAGAAGCGGCGCAAGCUGGAUGAUGAUCGCUAUGAAGAAUACAUGGAUUACAUGUUCCCUGCGGACGACGAGUCGUCAGCCAAAUUGUCACAAAUUCUUCAGAGAGCACACCAAUGGAAGAAGGAGCAGGCGAGCAAUAUGGGGAAGGGAGAGGCAUGAAUGUAUGUCGGUCGUUAGGAUGGAUUAAUGAGAGUGUCUCAGAUGGAGGGACAUGACUGUUUCUAUUGUUCAAAUUGCUUAGCGGUCAGUAACAUCAGAGUACAGCACGGCGUUUGAAGCCAGUGAUUUAGCUAUAUUGGUGUUUUAAGAAGGGCAUUAUAUCAUUUUGCUACUAGAAUAAUAUUCCAGGCACUUGAAGAACCAAUAUUACUCACAUCAGCUAAUUGUC